UUUAUUUUUAACACCAAGAACUAUAAAGCUAUAUAAUAAUCAAAUGAUUUUGGUUAAGGAAAAAAAACAUCCGAUAGAAUCACCAGAUUCAACAACGUCACCAAAUAUACCCAAUGUUGAUUUAGAGCGAUCAAAUAUAUCGAGUAUGCCAAAUGUUAACUUUAAUAAUGAUUCCAAAGUUUUAAAUAGUAACACACCAUCCAAUACUGUAAAUAAUAAAUUUUCACCAAAAAACAAAUCGACCAAUUCAAAUAAAACUAAAGAUGAAAAGGCAUUCUUUUAUUAUCCGUUAUACACAGAUCCCUUUAGUUUAUCUUUUUUAAAUUAUUCAUUUUUUAAAAGUAGUUUUAAUUACGACCCUGAUGCAGUUUUACAAAGCAAUGAAUAUAUUCAAUUCGAAAAAAUGCAAAAUAAUUUUUAUUCUAAUUUAGAUCAAAUUCAAUCUUUUUCAUUGGGCACCGAUAAAAAAGAUGACAAUAAAACUAGUAAUAUUGAUAACAAUGAAACAAGUAAAAAUACAUCCAACAACACCAGUAGUAACAACACCAGUAGUAACAACACCAGUAGUAACAACACCAGUAGUAACAACACCAGUAGUAACAAAAACAACAACAAAAAUGAUAAUAUAUAUUUCCAUGGUAUUGAUAUUGAAGAUGAAGAUCCUAAAAAAGCUCAUCGUCCGCCUGUAUGUAAACCUCAAUAACUGACCACAAUAAAUAAUUUUUUUUUUUUUUGUUUUCUAAAUUUAAAUUUAUAAUUAUACAGAUGUAUAUUAAAUAAAACUUAUUAACUAU
Molecule: messenger RNA, 794 nt
Organism: Dictyostelium purpureum
Lineage: Eukaryota; Evosea; Eumycetozoa; Dictyosteliales; Dictyosteliaceae
Exons: 3
Coding region: 44-703 (219 amino acids)
Source: RefSeq, a predicted model, not a curated record